Cyclocybe aegerita is the source of this 2646-nucleotide messenger RNA. Lineage: Eukaryota; Fungi; Basidiomycota; Agaricomycetes; Agaricales; Hemipholiotaceae. The record is from the annotation of a GenBank genome assembly.
AUGGCUGCUCUCCUCCCUGGCACAAACUAUUUGGCCUUUCUCCUCCUCCCACCAUUCUUCCGUGCUUCUCCCCCGCUGCCCGGUUUCGCCCGCUCGCACCCCCAGUCCCCCUCAACGGCCCACACCUAUCCCCCAAUACCCGGAAGCAGCUCCACCACCCGCCGCAGGAGGGAUGCCAUGAACGGGUCAGACUCAAAGGAGGAUAUAAAUGCCUUGGACUACGAUCUCAGAGACCCAGAGAAAUCCCUAGGUGCGUCGCCCGCACCGUCAUAUCGAGCCCUAUCGAGUCCACACUCACCACCGGCACCCGCUCCAGAAAAUCAGGCCGACACUUCCUCCACCUACACCGCCCAUGACAGCGCAAUUCUCAGUAUCUUCGAUCCCAACUUUGACAGCAGUUCCGUUCUCGAGGAUGAUUCUCCGUACCCAGAAGUCCGUUCCGCCGUCGCCAACUUUGACGACCCAGAGAUGCCCGCGUCCACGUUCCGCGCCUGGGUCCUCGGCAUUUUCUGGGCUAUUCUCAUAUCCGGCAUGAACCAAUUCUUCUACUUUCGCUAUCCAUCAGUCGCCAUUGGAGGUCUCGUGGCGCAGCUUCUCGUCUUUCCCAUUGGCCGGGCGUGGGUGCGCUUAUGCCCAUCAGUCACCGUUUUUGGCGUGCAGAUGAACCCGGGACCUUUCACUAUCAAGGAACACGUGCUCGUCACGAUAAUGGCCAGCGUCGGAGCACAGAGUGCGUACGCGACGGACAUUGUCGCCGUCCAGCGCGUGUACUACAACCAGGCCUGGAGUUUUGCCUAUAACUGGAUGCUCGUAAUGUCCACGCAGCUCAUCGGAUUUUCCAUGGGUGGUAUCGCUCGCCGAUUUCUCGUCGCCCCUCCCUCUAUGAUCUGGCCAAACACGCUUGUAUCAUGUGCUCUAUUCAACACUCUACACUCGCAGACGUACGCCGGCAUUGGACCAAGAGACGGUCUAAGCAGAGAACGCUUUUUUCUCUAUGCUUUUGUAGCGGCGAUUAUUUGGUACAUUGUCCCUGGCUACCUGUUCCAAGCCCUCAGCGUAUUUAGUUGGGUAUGUUGGAUAUGGCCGGACAACGUCAAAAUAAACCAGAUAUUCGGGUACCAUAGUGGCUUGGGGUUCUCGCUCAUCACGCUUGACUGGAACCAGAUCGCGUUCAUUGGGAGUCCACUUGCUACGCCAUGGUGGGCAGAGGCGAAUGUGAUGAUUGGGUUUUUCGUGUUCUACUGGUUCUUGACACCACUGCUAUACUAUAAUAACGUGUGGCACAGCCAAUACAUGCCGAUAUCAGGAUUGAACGCGUACGACAACACGGGGAACCCAUACGACGUAUCGAGAGUUGUCAACCCAAUCGAUGCGAGCCUCAACCUGGACGCGUAUAAAGCGUAUAGCCCAUUGUACCUCCCAACGGCAUUCGCGAUGUCCUACGGGCUCUCUUUUCUCUCUAUCACAUCCACCGUCACACACGGUACGUCAUUCAUCUCUGUUCUCUCUGCUCUCCUCCCCGCGACCGCCAUCAAGAACCAGCAGCCCAUUAUCCACUUCUAUCGGCCCAUCCGACUGCAGUUCGGGCGCUCGAUGCGGGAACAGCCAGAUAUCCAUGCCCGCCUCAUGUCGAGGUAUCCGCAGGUUCCGGAAUGGUAUUACGCGUGUCUUUUCGUCGUCACCUUCAUCUUCGCAUGCGUGUGCAUUGAGCUGUGGCCGUCGGGCAUGACGAUUUGGGCACUCAUUGUUGCUUUGUUAAUUUCUGUUGUUUAUGUUUUGCCAAUUGGGAUGAUCCAGGCGGUGACGAACAGACAAGUUGGUCUGAACGUCAUUACGGAGCUCAUUGUGGGCUUCAUGAUUCCUGGAAAACCUAAUGCUAUGAUGAUUUUCAAGACUUACGGUUAUAUUACGAUGUCACAAGCUAUGCAAUUUACGGCCGAUUUCAAACUGGGGCACUAUAUGAAGGUUCCACCAAGACCUAUGUUUUGGUGUCAGGUCGUCGCGACAGUGAUCGCGGGUACUGCCCAGCUUGGCGUUCAGUCGUGGAUGUUCUCAAACAUCACCGACAUUUGUGAUAGGAACCAACCAAACAACUUCACCUGUGCAUCAACACAAGUCUUCGGAACAGCUUCUAUAAUUUGGGGCGUGAUUGGCCCCGGACUGCAGUUCACCAAGGGACAAAUCUAUUAUGGUAUGCCCCUAAUCGACCAUUCCCAUGGUCUGACAUUCUUCUUCCUUAUCGGCGCCGCCUGCCCCGUCAUCCUAUGGCUAUUUACCCGACGAUACCCCAAUACUAUCCUAAAUUAUCUUAAUUUCCCGCUUAUUUUUUCUGGUGUCGGCUCCAUACCACCUGCGACCGCAGUCAACUACGUCCCUUGGGCUAUCAUCGGGUUCAUCUUCCAGUACGUGGUGCGGCGGAAGCACUUCUCCUAUUGGGCCAAAUAUAAUUACGUCCUCUCGGCCGCCUUGGAUGCUGGCACGGGUAUCGGCCUCAUUAUGGUAUUUUUUUGCCUACAAUAUCCACUGGACGGGAAUAUCGGGCGUAAUACGAUCCAGAAAUGGUGGGGAAAUAGGGUGUAUAAGGAUACUCUCGAUUGGAAAAGUACCCCGCUACGGAAACUUACCGAUGGCGAUACGUUUGGGUGA